AUGGAAGUAGAAUUGGACUUGUAUGAUGAUGGGGAUAGUGGGGUUUGGGUCGGGUCGCAAGGGACGGUGAAGGUGAAGCAGAAACCGAAGCGACGCUACAGCCGAAGUCGCGCAAAGACCUACCUGGGGGGAAGAUGGUUCAAAGGAGUUCUGUACGACGGUACAGAUGAAGGGGACGGAAUGGAAUGGAGCGAGGAGGGUUUCGAGGGACCAGCAAAAGAAUUGUCGGCGGUGAGACAGUACAGUGUAGACCUCAACAGACCUCAACAGACCUCAACAGACCUCAACAGACCUCACCCAGCUUUCUCACCGUUAAAUCUCGCCGUCGCCCUCUCUCAAUUUGGCGCCAAAACAUUUUCUUACCGAUCAUUUACAACUGGCUGCCUGUGCUGCUUGAAUCGUGUAGCGUACAAUCAAACCACCGGCCCCAAGAGGCGGUCAGCCAACAACCUGCUGUCCUACCGUCCCCCUAUGCUCCAUAUUGCAAGCCUAUCCAGCGAUAGACUCUCUGCUCCUCGUUUCUUAUUUUAUUUCCUUUUCGUCUCGACUCUUGCCACUGCACCCUUACUCAUGCCGACUCGCAGGAUGUGGUCGGGCAGCCUAUGCGGCCUUAAGAUUCCAGAGGAACAGCUCACUGGAAUUGUGCAGCAUCGAAGUGUAUUACUGCAUAAUGAACAAAUGCUUCAGACGUGCCAAAAUCUGGCGCUGGUUAAGCAGCUUCACCUGUUCUACUCUUGGGGUCAAGUCAGAUUGACAGCCCAGAUUCAUUUUAUCUACGACCAUCAUCAUUGGGGCGAAACUCCAAUUCAUCGUCUCAAAUCCACCUCCCGCCCAUGCACUCUUCCCUCGCGGCCGAGAUCCUGCGAACCUCGCUCCGCCUCCGCACCUGUCGGCCUAGCCAUAACCAUCGCCCUCCACGGCUCCGUGGCCAGAACCUCACACGGCCUCACCCACCCGACGUUUGACUACUCGCGGGUAUUCCUUACUAUUUCCAGCCCUGCUUCUACGGCACGCUCAACUUCGCCUCAAUAUCAAUGUCUUUCAUCCACUUCUUCGAAAUCGGGCGACAAUGCCAAGCCCAAGACCAAGCCCGAGCCCAGGCCCAAGCCCAGGCCCAAGCCUCAGCCCAAGUUCAAGAACGCGACUACAUCCCCACCCCCUUUCCCAAUCCUAACGACGGCGGCGAAGCAGGUUACGAGCUCUCUAGUCACGCCCAUAGCCACCGGCACACCACCGCAAGCAAGAAAAAGACAACGGCGUAAAUGGCAGCAGCAGCAAAAGCAGUCUCUAGUCCUCCCUCUCCUCCUCAGCCAGCACGCGCCCCUUGAGCGGAUGGUGGGGCAACGUCAGGAAUGGGAAUCAAGCUCGGAGCUGCAAAGCUUAACCCCGAAUUUUGUUAAGGAAUUGUCAGCCUGA
Molecule: messenger RNA, 1416 nt
Organism: Drepanopeziza brunnea f. sp. 'multigermtubi' MB_m1
Lineage: Eukaryota; Fungi; Ascomycota; Leotiomycetes; Helotiales; Drepanopezizaceae
Source: RefSeq, a predicted model, not a curated record